CUCCCUUCUCUCUGCCCCACCCUGUUGCCUCUCUGCUCUGGACUUGGGGGGUACGCUCGCCUCUAUAAAAGCCUUGUCUGUGCCCCAAGCGAGCUUCAUUCCCCAUCAUGGAGAGUCAGAGAAUCCAGUCCUCGUACAGGAAGCGUUAUGGGCCUCAGGGCCCGAGCUCCACAGCCACCAGAAUCGGGAGCCUUUCCUCCAACCGCUACUCCUGGCAUGGCUCCCCUCGCAACCCCACCCACGCCAGCCCCAUGUCCAGGAUCUCCCUGGGCUCUACCAACACGGCCCUUUUCCUGGGGAGCCCCGCCGACCGGCUGGACUUCUCCGCAGACUCCCUGAUGAAGGCCCAUUUCAAGGAGACCCGCUCCAACGAGAAGUUGGAGAUGAUGGGCCUGAACGACCGCUUUGCCAACUUCAUCGAGAAGGUGCGCCUGCUGGAGCAGCAGAACAAGCUUCUGGUGGCAGAGCUGACCCAGGUGAAGGGGAAGGAGCCCAGCCACCUGGGAGACAUCUACCAGGAGGAGCUGAGAGAGCUGCGGCGGCAGGUGGACGGUCUCACUAAUGGCAAAGCUCGGCUGGAGAUAGAGAGGGACAACCUGGCCGCAGAUGUGGGAACACUCAAGCAGAGGCUGCAGGACGAGAUCGGCCUCCGACAGGAUGCAGAGAACAACUUGAACGCCUUUAGACAGGAUGUGGACGAGGCUUCUCUAAAUCGUGUCCAGUUAGAGAGGAAGAUCGAUGCCCUGCAGGAUGAGAUCAACUUCCUGAAGAAGAUCCAUGAGGAGGAGCUGCGUGAGUUACAGGAGCAGAUCAUGACCCAGCAGGUGCACGUUGACCUGGAUGUGCCCAAACCCGACCUGACUGCUGCCCUGAGAGACAUCAGGGUCCAGUAUGAAACCAUGGCCUCCUCAAACAUGCAGGAUACGGAGGAGUGGUACAGAUCCAAGUUUGCUGACCUGACAGAUGCAGCCAAUAGAAACGCAGAAGCCCUGCGCCAAGCCAAGCAAGAGGCCAACGAAUACCGGCGCCAGGUCCAAGUGGUGACCUGUGACAUGGAGGCUCUCCGUGGAACAAAUGAUUCUCUGGAACGCCAGCUCCGAGAGAUGGAAGACCGCUUCGCCAUGGAGACCGGCGGUUACCAGGAUACAGUGAGCCGUAUGGAGGAGGAGAUCCAUGCCCUGAAGGAGGAGAUGGCGAGACACCUGCAGGAGUACCAGGACCUCCUCAACGUCAAGCUGGCCCUGGACAUCGAGAUCGCCACCUAUAGGAAGCUGCUGGAGGGAGAGGAGAGCAGGAUCACUAUUCCAGUUCAGAGCUUUUCCAACCUGCAGUUUAGAGAAACUAAUCUGGACACCAAAAGCCCAGAGACUCAUGUGAAGAGGGGCAUCCUGGUUCGGACUGUGGAGACCAGAGACGGGGAGAUCAUUAAGGAUUCAACCACUGAACGCAAAGAUCUUUCUUAAAUCAGCUCUCCCAUCGCAUCCUCCUUAAAAGAUGAGGAUUUUCAAUGCAUAUAAUCACUUUGUUUCUAAACCCCACAGCAGCCCGAUCACAUAAUUUCAUUUGUCUCUCCUUUCAUCGUCAUCCUUGGACUAAACUAUUUACUGCCUGUGAUAACCAUCAAAUACGACAAAACGUCAUGACUAGAAUUUCUGCCCCGAAGGAUCCAUGUUUAGUUUUUUGUACAGCUCCACUUAGCUUGAGUUCAUCUUAAAUGGUCUGUAGCUUGUUCCAGUGAAGAAAAAAGGGCUGGAAUUUACUGGUAAUGUGUUUAAUUUUAACUUGGAGUAAUUUGUUAGCACUGUGUCAGAUUAGCUGGUGUAGAGGAGGCCUCGAAAUGUAGCGAUCUUGUUUAGCUAAUACGUGGUGGAGGUCGACAUGUGGUUAUUGUGUAUGUGAAAUAUGGUGAGGAAGAUGCAAGAGGGAGUUUGGGCUUUUGCAGAUGUCAGAGUGGGAUUCGGGCAGGGAAUGAGAGAUUUGUGUAUGUUAGAGCAAUGUUUGGCAGGAUGAAUCUAGGUGGAUUUUUUCUUUUUCCUUUUGACUUGGUGCUAUGUUACAUCUCAUUUCUUUGCUGCAGCAAUCACACGUUGCUUUAAGGUCCUGCACACAAGAGCAAGUCUUACAUGCUUCUGACUAGACCUGCUCUCGGGUUUGAAUUUGUCGGAGCUCACCUGGUUUGUUUUCAUGAUCUUCUGCUGCUGCUCUGAAUGUCUAGAACUUUAUCUGACCAAGAGGAAAAACAAAGACAGGAUCUGUCUGUUCUGGUCUGUAGACACUGUGUCCAGGCUCUAGAUUUACAGACACUCACUGUAUUUAUCCUUAUUCUGACACAGAGGAUGUACACUACACAAAACACGUCAGAGCAGAACAAGAAAUCACUGCAGAGUCUUAAAUGUAACUAAAGUACACUGUAUUUUAACACAGAUGCAUCUACUCAUGCAUGUUUUCGCAACUCAAUUCCAAAUGCAGUGGUUUAUUUCUUGUCAACUUUGCUGAGGUCAUCUGUGAGAAAGGUUUUACCUGAAUAAAUAAACAAUAACAAUUUCUAGUCGUAACAGUUUUGUUUUGUAUUCUUUUCUGCUGCGAUUAUGCCAAUGACACGUGUUCACAACAUUGUUUUAGUUUAGUUUUUUUUAACCUGGUGACCACGUGCAAUUGUCUGGAAUUGAAAAAAUCUAAUCAGCACAAAUAAGUGGAAAAAAAAAACAAAUAUCAACCCUGAAUUUACUGCCUCUCGUCUUCACAAAUUUUUCCACCACACACUCAUCUGGUGGUGUUUCUCUGACACAACCUGAUAAUACAUGAUCAUUUUUUGACACCGGGACGUGUCAGGGUCUGCCCACUUAUCCAGCACGAGUGGUGAUAGGGACAGGGCCGGGCUGGAGGUGUGGAGGAGGGUGUUUGGGAACUGACUCGACCUUUGCUCCCACCUUCCAGUUAAUCCUCCGAAUUCACCAGCCAGUUUCUGUAGUGUUUGACUGAUAGCAGAGAGAGACACAGAGGUGGAGGAGGGUGCUGUGGAGAUAACCUCAAACAAAUCCCACAACCCAGCAGUGUCACUGGAACCCUUGUUUUUACUUUGAAAAGAAAGAUGUUGAAGUCAAAAGUGCUGUAAGGAUGGAUGGAUGGACGUCACAGCUCCGACACUGUGAUCCUUGUGAUUCUCUUGAAGCCCGGCUGACUGUAGCCGUGCUGACAGGCCUCUGGCACUAAUGAGAAUGGUCCUAUACGCUGGCUGGCUGUCUCUGCUCAUCGCCAAGGACACACUGUGAUUCGUUUUCCCAUGUGCCUCCCACCUUCUUCUCCCCUCUGCAACUUCCACCCCCAUCACACAACCCUUUCUUCUGUUUCUCCCAUUAACAUCCAGCCCUCUCGUGUAUUCACUUUGUUUUGUGUUUAUUAGAAAUUCUGAGUCUCGUAACAAAGACGCAGCUGCUGAAACCUCUGCAUAUGUGAAUAUAACAUUUGUUUUGACCAGUGCUACAAGCUGUGGAACCAUGUUGACUUAACACCAAUAAAAGAUUGUGUUUGUUAGA
Molecule: messenger RNA, 3536 nt
Organism: Paralichthys olivaceus (Japanese flounder)
Lineage: Eukaryota; Metazoa; Chordata; Actinopteri; Pleuronectiformes; Paralichthyidae
Gene: gfap
Product: glial fibrillary acidic protein
Biological process (GO): regulation of chaperone-mediated autophagy; intermediate filament organization
Cellular component (GO): intermediate filament; cytoplasm; cell projection
Molecular function (GO): structural constituent of cytoskeleton
Source: RefSeq, a predicted model, not a curated record